This is a messenger RNA of Syngnathus typhle (broad-nosed pipefish), 1167 nucleotides long. RefSeq lists its product as uncharacterized. Bases 459 to 893 code for a protein of 144 amino acids. NCBI's taxonomy places the organism in Eukaryota, Metazoa, Chordata, Actinopteri, Syngnathiformes, Syngnathidae. The transcript has 5 exons. The record is from RefSeq and is a predicted model, not a curated record.
GCACGCCGUAUGUUUCCAAGGCAACGUCGAUGCGGCCAUUGUUGAUGGCUGACUGGUUUUGGAAGAGUCAAAGCUCACGACGCUCUUCAACUUCUCUUCCUUCUCUCGUCCAGCUCCAAAAAACAAUACGUGGGUACAUGAUGACUUUGGAGUUUUCUUCUUUCCUUCUUUUUGUUUGAGUCGUCUCAGUUGAGCGCUAAAAUGGCGCCGAAGCUACAUUUCGCCUCCUGCUAGCGUUACCCUUUUACUUUUAAAAAGUCUGACGUCAUAGCGGCCAGGAGACUCAUGUGUUUUGACAAUAACUUUGCCAUAAGGACGAAGAAGAAAAGAGUGACGUCAUCCAACAAGACGGGAAAUAAAAGCAAAAGGCUGUUUGGUCUUCAUCUUCAACAGAAUCUCUUCUUCAAUAAACUCUGACACCAGGCAAACUUAACAUGUGACCUUCAAGUUGGUCGAGAAUGACCCUUGUUCCUGUUUUGGGUUUGGCGGUCCCCUUGCCUGCCAUCAUUAUGGCUGGCGUCACUCUCUACAUGCUGGUGCUGGCCCUCGUCCUCUGGAUACGAUUCUGCCUCAAGGAGCGCUGUCCGCCAUUGUGCGGCUCUUGCUGUCCCGACUUCUCCGUGUGGGAUCAGUGCUUCCGACUGGCGCAGUCGUGCGACUGUCGACUGCCUACGCUGCGCUCGUGUCUGAUGGACGCCGGAUCGCCCCCCUCGGUGAGAGACGGCGCAAAACACCACACCUUGCAGGGUUGUGGAUUUAUCCUCACAAAGGUGAGUGAGGAUGGUGGCUGGUGUUUGUGUUUGCAGUGUUCCAGCUGGGACUGCGCAUGCACGUGUCAGCCCCCCGAGUGCGAGUCGUGCAACUGUCUGUGCUUCGAGAUCCGUAUCAAGUAGUGCGCAGCAAGAACAUCAUUCAACACAAAUGCUACGUAUUAAACAACUUUUACAAUUCUACGCUGCCAAGGACAUUUUAGCUGAAAUGGACUGAACGGGAGACGUGCCAUCUUUGUUAAGAUUUGGAAGGAUUUUUCUGAGCUCAAGAAAUUGGUUUCACAAUAGUGCCAAUGACAUUGUUUCCUUUGACCCUUUGAGCACAUUUGUCUGAGUUCAAGUCACCAAAAAAUAUUUUAUUUUUUUACCUUUGACAUUAAACGCUGAAAUGUUGAAA